Messenger RNA from Alternaria atra, 1326 nucleotides. RefSeq lists its product as uncharacterized. Gene Ontology annotation, cellular component: cytoplasm. Lineage: Eukaryota; Fungi; Ascomycota; Dothideomycetes; Pleosporales; Pleosporaceae. Gene Ontology annotation, molecular function: sphingomyelin phosphodiesterase activity. Bases 1 to 1326 code for a protein of 441 amino acids. The transcript has 3 exons. The record is from RefSeq and is a predicted model, not a curated record.
AUGUAUUCCAUUCUUACCUCCGUCUGUGCUUUCUCCUCUCUACUUCCUCUGGCCAUUGCCCAAACCUCUGGAACGUUCAAUACUCUUACCUUCAAUGUCGCUGGUUUACCCGCUCUCUUGAACGGCAACGACGUUCCUGGAGACAAGGAGACCAACACCGCUCGCAUUGGGCAGCUGUUUUCCAAAUACGACAUCUCCGUUAUCAACGUUCAAGAGGACUUCAACUACCAUGCUACCCUCUAUGCGAACGACGACCACCCGUACAGGACGGCUACUAGCGGGGGAGUACCCUUUGGCAGCGGCCUGAACACUCUGAGCAACUAUCCUUUUACAGGCUUCCAGAGAGUCAAGUGGAACACAUGCAGUACUUUUGAUAGUGCGGAUUGUCUCACACCAAAGGGCUUCACGUUCAUGCGUGUUAAGCUCACUGAAGGCGCAGUAGUGGACAUGUACAACCUACACGCCGACGCCGGCACCACAGCCGCAGACAACAAGGCUCGUGCAGCCAACCUCCGCCAGGUUUCCGACUACAUCAAGACCAAUUCAAUCGGCAACGCCGUGGUCGUCUUCGGCGACUCAAACUCGCGGUACACGCGCACCGACGAUAUCCCCGACGUCUUCAAGACCGAGAAUGGUAUGACAGACGUUUGGCUGCAACUCGUCCGUAAUGGCGUCGCACCCGCAAAGGGCGCCGAUGCUCUUAUCUGCUCGAACCCUUCUACUACCAACACGUGCGAAAUCGUCGACAAAACCUGGUACCGUGGAUCUUCUGCUCUGACGCUCACGGCGAAGAAGUUCGACUACGCAGGCCACAUGUUCCUGCAGGAGAACGGCGAUCUACUGAGUGACCAUAACGGUGUGCUCGUGGACUUCUCUUGGAGCCUGGUCGACCGCAUCAGCGUCUCCGAUGUCUUUGGCGGCGAGGAAGGUACGUGGUACAAUGACUUGAUCACUGUUGCUGGUCUCGCCAGCCCAAAAGUUUCUUCCAUUACGCUCCGCGGUUCGGAGCGCGUUGAUGCGGUUUCCGUGACUCUUGCUUCAGGACAGACGCUUUCGCAUGGUGGGACUGGUGGCACGGCGACUACCUUGAAUUUGGCUAAUGGAGAGACGCUUACUUCUGCGCAGCUGUGUCAAGGUCAGAAGAACGGUAAGACCAGGAUCUUCUUUGCGCAACUUACUACUAGCGCUGGGAAGACAGUGCAGACUGGUGUCAAGACGGACGACUGUGUAACGAGGACUGCUGGAACCGAUCGCAGUAUUGUUGGCUUCCUUGGUCGUUCGGGUGAUGAGGUCGAUCAGUUGGGAUUCAUCUACUCGAAAGUUUAA